UGUUGCAAACCUAUUUGACUUUCUUUCUUAAGUGGACUACCACAAAGAUGUUAGGCAGACUGACAGUCUCGUUCUCCAUUCAGUUUCCUCAGACUGUUAGUCUAACGGUCUGCCUGGCAUCUCCUUUCGUGUUCACGUAAGAAAAAGUCCUGCAGAUUUGGAACAAAAAAACGGUGAGUAAACGAUGACAUAAUUCUUCUGUUUGGGUGAACUAUCCCUUUAAGUCGCUAGUAAAAUGACAUACAGUCAGCGGUUGUGUAUAGUCGGACUCGGUAAAUAAGUGUCUAUGAAGGGGUGACGUCAGAGGUGGAGAUGUCAUGGCGUCGUCGGAGCUGAGACUGGAGCUUGCCAUCUAGUUAAAGGUUGUCGUCGAUGCGUUCAGCGAAAUGGAGAAGAAUGGAAACCCUCAUCGAGACGCAGGAGGAAGUGUCCUGUGCACCGCUAUCCCCGCAGAGCCCGCGGAUAUCAAAACAGUCGGCGGAAUGAAAGAUGUCUGCGAGAAGAGAGAGACUUUGAGUACUUGUGCAAGUGCUAGCGGUGCUAAUGCUACACCCUGCACACAGACAUCAGAUGCUGCUGAGACAGUAAGCAAGAGCGGACAACCGAGCGCUUUACCAGAGACACUGUCGCCCGAUCCAACGGAUCAGCUGAGCAACGGGAUGGGCUACGAACCAUCGGCGACCGCCGCUGGGAAUAAGGAGGGUGGCACCUCAAAGUUAGUAAACAACCUCACGGGAGAUCAACCCGACAUCAAUACCGGGCAAGCGGACGGUUUGGAUGGAGCGACGCAAGAAGCGACGAAGCUGGCCAAGUCUGCUUUUUUGAGUUCGGACAAAGCAAAAUCUGCGAGCUCAAAUUCAAACGAUCACACCGUUUCCGAGGGUCCUCCGAGUGGGAGUGAGCCCAGCAUCGCAGGAGAGUCCCGCAGCUUUGAUUCACUGGAGUCCUUCUCCAAUCUGAACUCCUGCCCGAGUUCAGACCUCAACAGCGAGGGACUGGAGGACAAGGGACUGGCUUUGGCUGUUCAAGGUGAAUACGGGGCUGAGGGAACGAAAAUCCCCUGUUCUAAAGACAGGGUGACCGGUCAGUCGUUGUACCACAUCAAGUGGAUAAAGUGGAAGGAGGAGAACACGCCUAUCAUCACACAGAAUGAGAACGGGCCGUGUCCGCUGCUGGCUAUUAUGAAUGUCCUGCUAUUGUCAUGGAAGGUCAAGCUGCCGCCAAUGAUGGAGAUAAUAACAGCAGAGCAGCUGAUGGAAUAUUUAGGAGACUAUAUCCUUGAAGCCAAGCCAAAAGAGAUCUCGGAGGCUCAGCGGCUGAACUACGAGCAGAAUAUGAGUGAUGCUAUGGCAGUGCUGCAUAAACUGCAGACAGGUCUGGAUGUAAACGUUAAGUUUACAGGUGUGCGGGUAUUUGAAUACACACCCGAGUGCAUCGUCUUUGACCUGCUGGAUAUCCCACUUUACCAUGGAUGGCUGGUUGACCCACAGAUGGCUGAUAUAGUUAAGGCAGUGGGGAACUGUAGCUAUAACCAGUUGGUAGAGAAGAUAAUCAGCUGUAAGCAGUCAGACAACAGCGAGCUGGCCGGAGAAGGUUUUGUGGCAGAGCAGUUUCUGAACAGCACAGCGACUCAGCUAACAUACCACGGCUUGUGUGAACUCACUUCUACCGUACAGGAGGGAGAACUGUGUGUUUUCUUCAGGAACAAUCACUUCAGCACCAUGACCAAAUUUAAGGCCCAGCUGUACCUGCUGGUGACGGAUCAGGGGUUUCUCACUGAGGAGAAGGUGGUUUGGGAAAGUCUGCAUAAUGUCGACGGAGAUGGAAACUUCUGCGACUCAGAGUUCCAUCUGAGGCCACCCUCUGACCCGGAAACUGUGUACCGUGGUCAGCAGGACCAGAUCGAUCAGGACUACCUGAUGGCGCUGUCUCUGCAGCAAGAACAGCAGGCCUCAGACCUGGGCUGGGAACAGAUCCCAGAAGGCAUCAGUGAUCUAGAGCUGGCAAAGAAGCUGCAAGAGGAGGAGGACCGCAGAGCAUCACAGUACUAUCAGGAGCAGGAACAGGCACAGGCAGCGGCAGCAGCGGCUGCGCAGGCACAGGGACAACAACCAGAAGCGGGUGCCGACCAGGUAGAUAGACCGGCAGCCGCUGGAGCCUCAGCCGGGGGAGCCACGGCUUCUCCAAGCCCAGGAAAACAGCCCUCAACAGGAGAACGCAAACCCAAGAAGGAAGCCAAGGACAAAGACAAAUGCAUCUUGUUGUAACAGCAGUGGACUCUACGUGGAGUGCGAAACGGGCAGCAUUUUAAUUCCAGUGGCUCUGCAAUGCAUCUGCCAGCGUGAGGUGGAGAAACAAUAGGCGACGGAGAUGAAGUGUGACGGAGAGGACUUGCCAUUCUCAAGCCACUUGUGCCUGACUUUAACCCUCGGAGUUCUGAAGAUGCAGACAAGAAGAGAGGGGCGUCACUACAAGGACUAUCACUACAUCUUUCGUAGAGCUGGCCAAAUGUUCUCAGCAGGAAAACCACUGCAGUGCACUAUAUUUGUGUGGGGUCACCAGGGAGGGUGUUUUUGUAGUAAAACAAGGUAAUGUACACAUAGCACUAGGCAAAAAAGUCCCCACCCCCUCCAAAAAACAACAAAAACAAAAAAAAAAAAAAAACAUGGCACCACUUUUUUUUUUUUUUUUUUUUGUGGAUUUCCGUUAUUGCUGUUGUUUAUAAGCUAUUUUAUACCAGUUUACCCGUAUAUAUGCAUAUGUAGAUUUGUUGUAUUGGUCAGUUUCUGUUGUUUGACUGAAGGAUAUCUGAGAUCUUUUAAUGAAUGGCUGUUCACAUGAGCAGGUAGCAAGCCAAUCGGUCGCUUGGCAAAGGUGAUGUCUCAGGACAUGAUGUAGGCCACAAUAGUUCUUUGCCUGGCAGUUUGAUGCCAAAUUUUUCAUUGUCGAUAUUGUAGAAGUGACCUCCAUUUUAAAGAGUGAGCUCUUGAAGAAACAAAUGCAUUCAAAAAGGAUUUUCUUAUUAGGCAGUUGCAAUUAGAUAGAUGCGUCUACAAAAGAAUGAUUUUUGCCAAUAGGACUUAACUGUUAAUAUCAGUGAACAACUGACACUACCAUUAAUGUAAAUAGCUUUAAAAUAUCAAAAUCAGUAGGUUAUAUAAAAAUAUAUGGCCAAGUUUUUUGCUUCGCCCCACCCCUUUUACCUUUCAGCCAAAUGUCUGGUUCAUAUCUGCCUUAUAUGAUGAAGUAUACGAGUAGGAUCAUUGUCCAUGAAAUUUGGCAUUGCUCAAUGAACUGUAGUGUUAUUGCCCAAAAACAGAAUGGUUCUUGUAAAGAUAUCUCGUCUUUGAUCAUAAUGGUUUGUUUUUUUCAGCUAGUGGUCGAACGAUAUCGGUUUUACAAAGGACCGAUGUGAAUCCUGAAAUCUGACGAGCAGGUUGGCCGAUUGCUGAUAGAAAUAACAAGAGGAGACGUAAAACGUCUGUUGGUCGGCCAAGCGAACACUGUUAUCGCCCAAUGGCGAUAGACUGAAAAUGUCUGAACAUUGGCCGAAUAAACAAGCUGACUGAUAUAUCGGUCUAUCGCUAGGUCCUAGCUAUAAUUUUCACACUCUUUCAUGUACAUUGUACAUACUCAUAUACACUAUAUGGAUGUAAAGGUAGAAAAGGAUAACUUAAGCCCAUUCUGUUCCAGUGCUGCCUCCUGAGAGACAAGGUCUUUUCUAUCCAAACAUUCCAGCUAUAUGCCUUGAACUGAGCAUUGUACUGAGCUUUUGACUCAGAGAGGCACUAACGUUGGGCUUUUUUACCUGUUGUUCUGCUCUCGCAAUGCAAGAAUGAACAACUCCUGCAUGUAGUCGAGCACAUGACGGUGUAGUCAUCGAAAAGACGGUUUGGCCGGUGGUUACAUGGGAGCACAGCAGAUGCUGUUUAUGCUAGUCGUGGGCUGGAGCUGUUCAUUUGACGUUUGGUCCCUCUGUGGCCAAUACUCUCUGUAUAUAAAAAGCCUUACAAUAUUUACAGUAUCUUUUAUACCGACAAAAAUAAGUGAGAGGCAAGACUGAGACAAUCUGUAGACCCUACCAUAGACAGAAAACCGCACAGGCCUUCACAGAAGGAACAUAUCCAUGAGUGUCUUGCAAACAGUUUGACUUGUGUUAGCUUCCUUGGUAAUGGAUAUAGAUUCAAACUAGCUUUGUUAAGGCUCGUUUACACGAGAACCGUUAAAAAAGAGAGUCGCGAAAUGCGGAAGUACAUUAGUGGGACAACCAAGAGUUGCAUUUUUGACAUUUAUUUAAUUUAUGUAAUUUGGAUCAUUUCUAGUUACAUUAAUAUAGUCCACAUUACGGGAUUAUAUCAUUAACAUUAUGAGUUAAUAAUUACCAAAUAUUGCUGGAGUUUUUUGUUUUCCCGCUUAAACCCAUUCAAACAGGUUCAUGGCGCCAGUUUGUUUGGAACUGACGUUAUUGCGAGCUGCGUGAACCACGUGACCGCGAGACCACAGUUUGUCAAAACUCUCUUUUCAACUGCUCUGGUUCACACCAAGAACGAUAACUAUAUAGACCUUGGUCAGGAUAGCGUAUGUUUAAUUUCUAAAGUGUUCCAGUCCACAUAAAACGCUUAAUUACACUUGUAAACUGGAAAUUUUCUAGGAGCUCCUAUCUGUAACGUUACCUCCUGACCGCUGUUCAUUCAUUGAGGCGUUGGUAGUGUUGCCUUCCGAGUCCAAGGACGCGAACAGCUCCGAGUAGCACUUCACGUAUUGUAAUUUUGAAAUUUCUGCGAUUCAACAAAUUGUACUGUUGUUUAACAACAUACAGUGUUCAGCUAACAAAACGUCUUUCCAGGCCAAAAAAAAUUCAAAAACAAUUUUAAAAAGUUAUAGUCAGAAAAAAGUCCGAAGUCCGGCAUAAAAAAAUCGGACCGGUUUAAAGUUUUUGUGUUUUUCGUAUGUGGCUUUUUCUUUCUUUUUUUUUUUUCCUUCAAAAUUCGUCACGCACAGAACCUGAAGGUGUCACCUUGCAAAAUGCUUGCUACAAUGCUUAAAAUUUAACCCAAUCCUAUUUUUUUUUUAUGAUGGACGAAAGUUUCGGAGGCAGUGUGUUAACACGAUUGACACAACGUGAGGUUGUAUUCAUUUUUUUUUUUUUUUUACCGUGCAAGGACCUUGAGUGAGAAAUUUUUGCAUGCGUUUUUUCGUAUUUGUCAAAAUUCAUAAUGCACAGAACCUCGAGGUAUCAAAACACUUCUUAAAAUGCUUGCUACCUUUGCGAAAACGCAGAAAAAUCGAACCCGAUCCCAACUUUAUUAUGAUGGACUAAAGUUUCGGAGGCAGUGUGUAAAUCUGGUUGACACAACGUGAGGUCGUAUUUAUUUUGUAACGUGCAAACGUUUUGGAUGAGAAUUUCGGACUCAGUGUGCAAAGACCUUGAAAUUUUCGUGUGCGUUUUUUCGUAUUCGUCAAAAUUCGUCACGCUUAGAACCUCGAGGUGUCAAAACACUUCUAAAAAAAAAAAAAAACCUUACUACAGAUGCAAAAACUCAGAAAAUUGAACCCGAUCCGAUUUUUUAUGACUGAUGAAAGUUUCGGAGGCGGUGUGUAAACAUGAUUGACACGAUGUGAAGUCAUAUUUAUUUUUUAAUGUACAAAAAUGUUGGACUCAUUGUGCGAGGACCUUGAGUCAGAAAUGUUCGUGUUUCGUAAUCAUUAAAAUUCAUCACGCACAGAAUCUCAGGAUGUCAAAACACUUCUUAAAAUGCUUGCUGCAGAUGCAAAAAUGCAGAAACAACAUGUGACACAACAUGUGGUCAUAUUUAUUUUUUAAUGUGCAAAACUUUUGGACAAGAAUUUCGGACUUAGUGUGCAAGGACCUUCAGUCAAAAAUUCUCGUCUGCGGUUUUUCGUGUUUGUCAAAAUUCGUCAUGCACAGAACGUCAAGGUGUCAAAAGACCUCUCAAAAUGUUUGCUACGAUGCAAAAACGCAGAAAAUCGUACCCGAUUCAAAUUUAUGACGGACAAAAGUUUCAAAGGCAAUGUGUAAACACGAUUGACACGUGAGGUCAUAUUUAUUUUUUAACAUGUGAAAAUUUUGGACGAUAAUUUCGGAAUCAAUGUUCAAGGACCUUCAGUCAAAAAUUCUCGUAUGCGGUUUUUCAUAUUCAUAAAAAUUCGUCACGCACACAACCUCUCAAAAUGCUUGAUACGAUGCAAAAAACGCAGAAAAAUCAAAAUGACAUACGGAAGUGUCGGAGGCAAUGUGUAAACGUGAUUGACAAAACGUGAGGUUGUAUUUAUUUUUUUUUAACAUGCAACAUUUUCCGACGAGAAUUUAGAACUCGGGAAGGAACUUGAGUCAGAAAUUUUGCAUUGUGUAAACAUGAUUGACACUUGAGGUCAUAUUUAUUUUUUAACGUGCGAAAAUUUUGGAUGCGAAUUUUGGACUCCGAGUGCUAGGACCAGAUUGACAGAAAUUUGACAGAAUUGACGGAAGUCAGAAAUUUUCGUAUGUGUUUUUUGAAAUUAUUCCAGCGAUAUUGUUCCUCUGUGGAAUACGCAAUUCUUAUAGAAUUAGGAACGCUUAUGAAAACUUUGUAGUUAUCGUCCUUGAUAUGAACUUGCUAUAAACUUUAUAGUCCUAACUACCAUUUCAACCCCAAUUUGAGCAUUUUAAGAUAAAUCCUAACUAUUUUUUGAAGUUGUUGUUACCUGAGCUGAAUUAGUUGGCAUACUAAUAGUGUUCGGCAAGAAAGUGCACAUCAGUCUGUGUUAGUCAUGUUCUUAUCAUUCCCUAGAAGGUACACUAUAAUAACAUCUAGGGUUAGGUUUAGGUUACAAAUUCACACUAUGGUUUCACACUACACAGUCUAUAGAUUUACAAUAAUAAAGCCAGUGAGCUUCUUUCACCUCAGAAACUGUUGUCAUACGGUAGGAAGCACAAGCUAGUCACUAUAGAGUUGGGAGAAAGAUGUCUUAAAGGGUUGUACUGGGGUUGCUUUUCAUCAAACUUCAUUCUGUAAACAAGCGGACACUUGGGUUCAGAUUCAAACACUUCCUCUACUGUUACACUUGCAGGUCAGGUUCAAUAUGGACAUUCCAAGGUGCUUUUUGAUCAGUGGCAUGUCUGAGAAAGGAGUGAUUAAGGACAAUGUGCAACAGACUUCUCCAGCACACACACACACAAUAUGUACCCACUGUGCAUUAGCUUAUGUUGUUUGUAUUGAUUGCCAAUAACUUUAUUCUUCUGUAAUGUGCUUCAGCUUUAACCAUUUGCUUCUAAAAUGAUCUUGUUAAUUGCAAAUGUAUAAAUUGUCAUUGUUAGUGGGAUACAUAUUGAAAUGUCAUAUUUAUAGAAGGGGGAAAAGUGGAGUUUGUGGGUGCAGUCUCCUUAAAGAAAACACAAAGCCCAUUUUAUAGAGUAAAUAGGUUGAAAAUGGCUUGAAACUGUUUUAAUAUAUUUAGCUAAAGCUAUAUUUGAUUUCCAAAUAUUGGUAAAUAUUCCAAGGCCUUGUCUGCUUAGUUGGCCAUUGGUGUGCAGCACCCAUUGAAGCUCCAUUACAGGUCCUAGACUAUUUUAGUUCUUUAUGCACUGUUACAUUGAAUGCACUAGAUGAAAAAUAUACCUCUUUUUAUACACAAUUAGAACCUGAUUCAUAACACUCAAUAAAUAUCAUUUUUUGCAAUAAGGCUUAUAUUUAUGGAGCUUAAAGAACUGAACAUACUUUCUAAUGGUUCAGUUUCACCCAAAAUGCUGCCAUUUAGACACUAUGUUCCUUGCCCUUCCAAAAAGGAAAUGUUUGCAAGACUUCUCAUGAAUAUAAUUUGAUGUUUCAUAUCCUAGUGCCAUCAAGCGAUAUGGGAAUGAAAGCAACGAUGAUUAAAAAGAGAGCUUAUGACUGAGUUGAUCCAUGUUGACAGGGCAUUACCAAGGGUGAUACAAACUAAUGACGACUUCAUUUAAACGGAUAUUAAAAUGCCACACGGUGCACAUGCUUUGUCAAUGAUGGGAACUGGAAAGUUUUCUCCUGGUGCAUUUGUCUUGUCAAUUUUACCGGGUCAGUCCAUAAUGGAAAUGCAGUUGUGAUGCAUGUUCAACAGCUGAAUACAACAUGUACUUCUAAAUCAUUUUAAGAAACAGUCCCAUUGCAAUUUCUAUUUUAUAUCCUUUAUACGUGUAUAUUUACACAAAACAUUUUAACUUAGCAAAAGGAAAAAGAACAAAAAAAAAAAUCAGGAUAUUAUAAGGGUCAACCUUCUUUUGUGUGUAAGGUUCAUUAAUGACCAAAAACAUUUAUGUAGCCCAACAGUGUCAAAAAGUAGAUGGACAACUUUUCUGUAACAAAUGCCUUAGACGAGGGACAAUGUGUCUGAUUAAAGGAAAUCUGGUCCGUGA
Messenger RNA from Labeo rohita (rohu), 8389 nucleotides. It is a transcript of the gene mindy2, whose product is annotated as MINDY lysine 48 deubiquitinase 2. The record is from RefSeq and is a predicted model, not a curated record. Gene Ontology annotation, biological process: protein K48-linked deubiquitination. Gene Ontology annotation, molecular function: cysteine-type carboxypeptidase activity; K48-linked deubiquitinase activity; cysteine-type deubiquitinase activity. The coding region runs from base 387 to 2267 and encodes 626 amino acids. Gene Ontology annotation, cellular component: cytosol; cell periphery. Lineage: Eukaryota; Metazoa; Chordata; Actinopteri; Cypriniformes; Cyprinidae. The transcript is spliced from 9 exons.